AUGACAACUGACAUUUCAAAACCAACUAUCUCAAUAAUAGUAGCUGCCCUCAAACCAAACCUCGGGAUAGGUUAUCAAGGUAAAUUACCUUGGAGAUUACGUAAAGAAAUCAAAUAUUUCAAAGAUAUAACUACUCAAGUUAAGAAUCAUGAUCAUAUUAACGCGGUUAUAAUGGGAAGAAGAACAUGGGAUUCAAUACCGAAUAAGUUCAAACCUUUGCCUAAUCGUAUCAAUGUGGUUUUAUCUCGUUCAUUUAAGAAUGAAAUCAUCGAUCUGAAUGUGAUUCAUGCUAAUUCUAUUGAUGUUGCAUUAAAUCAAUUAUCUAAUAAAGAUCAAUUAAAAAAACUGAUUGAAAGAAUAUUCAUCAUUGGUGGAGCAGAAAUAUAUAAUGAAUUGAUUCAUGAUUCAAGAAUCGAUCAUCUUUUAAUCACUGAAGUUGAAAAUUCAAAUAAAGAUCAUCAAGUUCCAAUUGAUACUUUUUUAAAUUUCCCCAUUUAUGAUAGUAAUAAUAAUGGAGGUUGGAUUAAAUCUAGUAAAAGUGAAUUACAAGAGUUCGCAGGUGAUGAUAUCUCCAUCGAAGACGACAUUAAAGAAGGUGAUUUUGUUUAUAAUUAUACUUUAUGGAAAAGAAAAUAA
Scheffersomyces coipomensis is the source of this 636-nucleotide messenger RNA. RefSeq names its product dihydrofolate reductase (gene DFR1). NCBI's taxonomy places the organism in Eukaryota, Fungi, Ascomycota, Pichiomycetes, Serinales, Debaryomycetaceae. Gene Ontology annotation, biological process: folic acid metabolic process; tetrahydrofolate biosynthetic process; dihydrofolate metabolic process. The transcript has a single exon. The coding region runs from base 1 to 636 and encodes 211 amino acids. The record is from RefSeq and is a predicted model, not a curated record. Gene Ontology annotation, cellular component: mitochondrion. Gene Ontology annotation, molecular function: dihydrofolate reductase activity; NADP binding.